GAAGAUUCUGGAAGCCGUGGAGAUAGUUCGAGAAUCGAGUAGAAGAGUGUGGUGAGCUGGCCAUUGUUGUAGUACCUUGCAGUGCCCAAUAGGACUCUCUCGAAGGGAUACAGUAACACUGCUCCAAGGUUCGAGAAAGCACUCCUUGGCACAUCCACUCAAACGAAGCCUGCUGCCUACUGCAAUAUAAAAUCACACCCCCUCAUCAAGCACCUCAUCAAUCACAGACAACCAUUGACCAGAAGACAACAAUCAUCAUCCAGAAAAACCCCCAAAAAAUAUGUCCUCUAGUGCAGGAUUCUCCUUCACCGACAAAACAAACGAUGCUCUCACCACCGCCAUCGGGCUCGCCCGGGAGCGCUCCCACGUCCACGUCCAGCCCAUCCACAUCGCCCUAGCCCUUCUCGAUCCGACGGUCAUCGGCACCAACGGCGGCACCGGUUCGGCAGGCGGGGAUUGUCUGUUUGCUAAUGUCCUCGACAAGGCCGGCGCCGAUGCACGCGAAAUCACCCGCGCUCUUAAUAAGCGCUUGGUCCGUGAGCCCAGUCAAGACCCUCCUCCCGAUCAAGUCGGCUUCUCUUCUUCCUCUACUAAAGUCCUCAAAGAGGCUCAAAAACUCAUGCGUCAGCAGAAUGAUGGAUACAUCGCCCAAGAUCAUCUGAUCCUCGCCCUCCUCGACGACUCCGUCAUCAAGCAAAUCUUCAAAGAAGCCAAUGUCUCCGAUCAAGCCAUUCGGACUGCAAUCUCAGCCGUCCGAGCUGGGCGCAAGGUCGAUAGUAAAAACGCCGAGGAAGGAUUUGAUGCCCUUCGCAAAUACGCCGUUGAUUUGACCGAGAAAGCAAGAGAAAAUUUACUGGACCCGGUCAUCGGACGGGAUAAUGAGGUUCGGCGUUGCAUUAGAAUAUUGUGCCGUCGCACGAAGAACAACCCAGUACUAAUAGGUGAACCUGGUGUUGGAAAGACAGCGAUUGCCGAAGGAUUGGCUCAACGGAUGGUCAACAGGGAUGUGCCUGCAUCACUGAUCGGACGAUUAUUCGCGCUGGACUUGGGUGCCAUUCAGGCCGGCGCAAGCUACAAGGGCCAAUUUGAAGAGCGGAUCAAAUCGAUUCUCAAUGAAGUAGAAAAGGCCACCGAAAAGGGCGAAAAUAUCAUCCUAUUCAUCGACGAGAUGCAUCUGAUCAUGGCCGGCCAAGGCGCCAGUUCCGGCGGAAUGGAUGCGGCCAAUCUCAUCAAACCUGUCUUGGCUCGAGGCAAACUCCGCUGUCUAGGCGCUACCACUCUUGCCGAGUAUCGCAAGUACAUCGAGAAAGACGCGGCCUUUGAGCGCAGAUUCCAACAAGUCAUCGUCAAUGAACCCUCAGUCCCAGAGACAAUUUCCAUCCUCCGAGGCCUGAAAGAGAAAUACGAAACUCACCAUGGCGUCACCAUCCUAGACAAUGCCAUCGUCACUGCCGCUACUCUCGCUCAUCGAUAUCUCACAGCUCGUCGAUUGCCCGACAGUGCCAUCGAUUUGGUUGAUGAAGCCGCUGCUGCAGUCCGAGUCACAAGAGAUAGUCAACCCGAAGCUGUCGACAGACUUGAACGUAAAAAACUUCAGAUCGAAGUUGAAGCCCAUGCCUUGGCGAAGGAAAAGGAUGAUGAAAGUAAAGCCAGACUUGAAGCCGUCAACCAAGAAAUCGCCGCCAUCAACGACGAAUUACAGCCUCUCAAAGCCGCGUGGGAAGCUGCCAAAUCUCGAGGCGAUAAGAUCAGAGCUGUCCGGGAGAAAAUUGAAUCUUUGAAAGCCAAAGCGGAAGACGCGGAAAGGCGAUAUGAUGUCUCAACUGCUGCCGAUCUACGUCACUACGCGAUUCCAGACAUGGAAGAACAACUGUCUCAUCUAGAAGCCCACAAGCGCAUGGAAGACGCCAAGCGAGGACCGUCCGAGUUGGAAGACGAUGUGGUGACCAGUGAUGGGAUUUCGGAGAUCGUGGCCCGAUGGACUGGGGUCCCCGUUUCCCGCUUGAAAGCCACAGAGAAAGUCAAGCUUAGAAUGAUGGAAAAGGCCCUGAUGAAGCAAGUCGUUGGGCAGCCCGAAGCCGUCAAGGCAGUGGCGGAUUCCAUCAGACUCAGUCGCAGCGGUUUAUCAAACGAAUCUCGCCCCAUUGCUUCCUUCCUUUUCUGUGGCCCUUCCGGUACCGGUAAGACGCUCCUCACUAAAGCCCUGGCAAAAUUCCUCUUUGAUAGUGAAGAGGCAAUUUGUCGGAUCGAUGGAAGUGAAUACUCAGAGAAACACAGCAUCAGCCGGCUUAUCGGCAGUCCACCGGGCUAUGUAGGCCAUGAAGAAGGCGGAACAUUGACCGAAUGGGUCCGUCGAAAGCCGUACAGUAUUGUAUUGAUCGACGAGAUCGAGAAGGCCUCGCGAGAAUUCAGCCAGUUGUUCCUCCAAGUCCUCGACGAUGGCCGGCUCACUGACAGUCAAGGCCGGGUCGUCAGCUUCCGCAACUGCGUGAUCGUGAUGACCAGCAACUUGGGUGCUGCUUUCUUGAAUGAACUCGACGAGGAUAGCCCGAUCCCCGAGCAGACUCGCUCCUUGGUUCAUGCGGCCAUCCGCUCUCACUUCGCGCCGGAAUUCAUCAACCGUAUUGAUGCGACAAUCAUUUUCAACAAGCUUGGGACAGCGCAAAUCCGAUCGAUCGUAGAUGUCCGACUAGCCGAGAUCCAAAAGCGACUGCAAAUCAAUGGGAAGAACAUCAUGUUAGAGGUCGAUGAUCAAGCGCGAAACUGGCUGGGCCAAGCGGGCUUCAACCCGCAAUAUGGCGCCCGUCCGUUGAACCGGACGAUCCAGAACGAGCUCCUCCAUCCGCUCUCGAGGAUGAUCCUCGACGAACGGAUCCGCGACGGCGAGGCCGCUCGGAUCUCUGCCGAUUGGAAACUCAAUCGGCUCCUCAUUCUCCCUAAUCAUGAGCCCCUCCCCAUGGAUAUCGAUGACGAACAGGACGUCCUUUCGGAUGAUGAGAUCAAAAUCGAAGACGUCAAUUAAUCUCUCCUCUCUUGUAUUCCCCCCCCCCCUUCUCUUUUUUCUACUCAGUAGUUUGAGACUGCUCAGGUUAUGGAAUCGUGGCUCUUUCUGUGUUUUUUUUUUUUAUCGUCUUAUUCAAUCGUCGUGAUGAUGUAUAAAAUUAAAUUAAAAAUAGUAUGACUAAAAAUAACAUUGUUUUUUUUUUAAAAAGAUACCUCUAUAUGUGUUUGUUUGGUUUUGUCUUGUAAUGAAAGAAGAAAUGAAAUGAAAUGAAUUGGAGGACUUCCCGUCGCAAUCUACAACCCUCCCAGAAG
Molecule: messenger RNA, 3315 nt
Organism: Puccinia graminis f. sp. tritici CRL 75-36-700-3
Lineage: Eukaryota; Fungi; Basidiomycota; Pucciniomycetes; Pucciniales; Pucciniaceae
Exons: 9
Coding region: 281-3022 (913 amino acids)
Biological process (GO): cellular response to heat
Cellular component (GO): cytosol; cytoplasm
Molecular function (GO): ATP binding; ATP hydrolysis activity
Source: RefSeq, a predicted model, not a curated record